Messenger RNA from Rotaria sordida, 2280 nucleotides. NCBI's taxonomy places the organism in Eukaryota, Metazoa, Rotifera, Eurotatoria, Philodinida, Philodinidae. The record is from the annotation of a GenBank genome assembly.
AUGGCUGAUGUUACAUGGGAUGAAAUUCGUAGUUUACGUGCUGAUUUUCUUAAUUUACAAUUAACAGAAACAACUAAUAAAUUAUCAGAACGAAAUUGUGUUGAAUUAAUUGGUCUUUUAGUUAAAGAAGGUUUAUUAAAUGUUAUUUAUACAACUGAUGGAAAAGAUAUUAUCACUGAACAACGACUUAUUCGAGAAAUUCUCGAUGAAAUUUAUGCAAACGAAGGUCGUAUCAAUAUUGUUGAUUUAGCUCAACAUCUUAAAAUUGAUUUAAGUUAUAUUGAAAGUAAAGUUGGUGAUGUUUGUAAAGAAGAUCCAACAUUACAAUUUAUUUUGGGACAAUUUAUUUCAGCUGAAUAUACAAAUCGUUUAGUUGAAGAAAUAAAUGAUAUGUUAAUUGAACGUGGUCUUAUACCAUUUAGUGAAUUAAUUCGUCAAUUCGAUUUACCAACAGAAUAUUUAAAUACAAUUUUAACAAAUCGAAUUCUUAGUUCAUCAAUACAUAAUAUUAAAUUUGAAUCUGGUACAUUAUAUACAGAAAAUUAUGUUCGUUUACAACAAAAUAUUCUUAUUGGUUAUCUUCAAGCAGCAUUUUUACCUGUACGUAUCAAUGAAAUAAAUAAAAAUACACGUGUUAAUGAAAAUCUUAUUCAAAAUCUUAUUAUUAAUUUAAUUCGAGAUAAUCGAAUCAAUGGAAAUCUUAUUGGUACAACAAAAGAAAGUGCAAUAUUUUAUCCAAAACUUUAUAUUGAUGCUCAAGCUAAAUAUAUUGAAUCAUUUUUUUCUCAAAAUGGUUAUAUUGAAUAUACACUUGUACGUAAUCUUGGUGUAACUGAUCCUGAAGGACAAACAAAAUUAGUAUUAAAAGAUCGUAAUCAAAUACUUUUUUUAAUAUCUGGUUGUAUUGAUAAAUUAAAAUUUUUACCACAAUUAGAAAUGAAUAUUGAACAUGGUCUAGUUUCAAAUGAAUAUAUUGAUAUAACAACAUUAAUGCCAAAUAGUUUUAAUGAAAAUGAUAUUGAAAAAUUAUUUAAAAUAGAAAUAUCAAUUAAAGAAUUAAUUAAAUCAUUAGGUGGAGAAUUUCUAUCAAAUACAUUUAUUAUUGGAAAAGAAUUACAAGAAAAAAUCGAUAAGAAAUUAAAUGAAAUUUGUCAAGAAUGUGUUGAAAAAGAAUCUGCUCAAUGUACUCCACAAAUGUAUGCAGCUGUUCUUCAAGGUAAUAUUACAUUAGCUACUCCAUCAUUAGCAAAAGGUGCUACUGGAAAAAAACCUAAUGUUUCUACGGGUAAACGAAAAGGUGCAUCAAAAGUUGUUGAAGAAACAAAUCCUAAUCAAGAAACAAUUUCUUUUAUAAGUAAAGAUGAAAUAAAAACUCAAAUACGAACUAUUAAUGACGAAUUACCUGAUGAAAUACUUGAUUUAUUAACUGAUAAUCUUCAUAGUAUAAAAAGCCGUCAAUAUCUUGAUUUAUUUAUUCAACGUGUUAAAGAAAGUUUUAUAUUGAAAGAAAAUGAAACAACUAAUGAUACAACACGAAAGAAUGAAAUGAAAACUAUACAAGAAACUCUUAAACAAUUACAUGGAAAUAUUUGUAUAUUUUUACAUUCAAUUGAACAAUUAAUUACAGAAAAUGAAAUGAAUCUUGCUGAUACUUUACAACGACAUUUAAUACGUUCACUUUGUACUGAUAUGUGUGAUAUUAUCAUACGAGAAUUGGAUACAUCAGCAAGUGCUAAAACAGGACAAUUGAGUAUUGAAGAACGAAAUAAAAUUAUACAAAAAAUGUCUGAAUCAAGUCGAAAUCACUUAUCAAAAGUUAAUGAAUCACUUAAUGGCAAAAAUAUUGAAAUAACUUUAACUCGACUUGAAGAUGCAACUAGUGAAUUACUUCAAUUAAUAUUAAAACGACCAAAUAAAAAAACUGAAAAAGAUUUAAUAUUGGAUAUACGUGAAAAACUUAAAGCUAAAUUAACUGAAGAACAAGAUCCUGCAAUGAUUCUUCAUUUAACAGUAACUCUUCUAUUUUAUGCUGUAUAUAAUGGUCGACUUAUACAUGCACCAGGCAAAUCAGUACCAACAUUAAUUAAAUUUUUAUCAAAAAAUCUUCCAAAUAAUAUUAAUCAACGUUUACAUGAAAUGCAAGAUUUUGUCAUUCAACAAUCAACAACAGGAACUGAAAAUACACAAUUAUCAAAUGAAAAAAUUCAAUUUAUUAAAAAAUUAGGUUUAAGUGCAAAAGAAAAUAUGUCAUUUACAUCAUUUGAAAAUGAAACAUCGUAA